CGUUGAACGGUUUUUUUUCUCUGUCUGCAAUGGCUCGAUCGCCAGUAACUUUGGGGGACUUUUUAAGAAAAGACCCUUCCUCUACCAUGGUUGGAGCACCGCGACCAAGAAGCCCGAAACAGACAGAUAAAAAGUUUAAUUACGCGGCUGGAAAAAACGAAGAUUGGAAUACCGUCUCCAACGCGGUUACUGCGUUGUUUCAACGAAAGAAGUUAACGAAAUUCGAAUUGAGCAGUCUCAUGGAGAAAGUGAAAACAGUGAAACAAGAAAUCAACGGCCCUGCCAUAUGUGAGCGUUUUAAAGAAUCUUUAGUAAAGGGGAUGAUUAUACUGCGAGAGGACGUGAAAGCCAAGAAUGGCGAAGUUCUUUUGGACAAACUGGCAGAUAGUUGGUCUUAUUUUUUCUGCACUAUAUUACCUCUCCUUCAGGCCAUUUUUUUAGAUAUUCAGUCACGGGAAGCUCAGUCUACAAGGGCUAUUGCUUUGUUAAGUUUUCGAGAUGUGGUUGUUUUGAAAACCAAGCUGGAAGAAGCGUUUGUUAUGGACUUGACAGUCCCCCCUAAACUGGUCCAGAUGUUAUUAAUUUUACAGGUGAGAAUUACUAGUGUUUAUGUUACCGGUCAAAAUAAAAUUCAGGUUAAAUGUUUUUAGCCUAGUUUGAUUCUCUAUUUCCUUUGUCUUCUAGUCCUAAUUAUUAGAGUUAAAAAUUUGUAACCUGAAUUAAAUUUUAACCUGUAACAUUUGCACUAUCCCCUAUAAUUUUUAAGUCUUUCACUUCUAACAGCACCAGAGUGAAAAUUUACAAGACAUUCCAAAUUUAUUUUUUGUAAAAUCCUAAGAAAUAUACAGUACCAUGUAAAACAGUAUUCUCUGCUUGUGCUGCCUGUUCUGGCUGCUCAGUUUCGUUGUUGAGAACUUUGCCCCGUUCACUAGGGUUUCCAGAUCAACGAAAGCUACACUAAGACGAUCAGUAGAGUCGAUUGUAUUUAAUCACUUGGCUCACUUGUAUUCGCUCGUUACAGCAGUUGUGCAAGAGCUACUCUCUCAAACAUGGAAAAGAACGCUCGAUUUCAUACUAGUAUACAUUAGAUAUGAUUGGUUGUUGCUAGGCGAUAAUCAGAAAAAGGUCAAUCAAUUCUUGCAGCUAAAGUGUUCAUUGUCUCAUAAAAUCUAGACCUAAUUUAAACAUCCGUGUCACUAUAUUGUCACGUAACAUGAAGUCUCCGACAUCGUCGUCUGCGUGGUCUGCAGUUACAAGUUCAUCCUCGUCGCCAAUGUGUGGUGUAGUCAUGAGACAAGGAGAUACUCACACUUUCAUUGCUUUCCACAUAAUGUCCUUUAUUAACUGAACCACUAUCUUUAUCGUUACUAUGGUAAUCAAUACACUACAGUAACACUGUAGGAUUUUAACCAGAGAUCCAGACGUUAGAAAGACAUGUCAUCUCAUCAUAAACUGGUCUAGCUGGGAGUAAAAGGGUUAAGGCCAUCUUAUUCUUUUUUCUUUUUCGUUUAGCACUGAAUUUUGGGUCGGUCGAUCAGAUGAAAAAAGAAAAACAUGUAAAAAAAAUCACAAGAAGUCUGAGAACAGGAGGCUGAAACCAUAGCAUCAUUGCCAUGGAGCCUGGAAACAACAAGACAUGGUCACCAGAUUGACACAGACUCAGUAUUGUGGGAAAUAUGAUGGUUGAUGUCAUAGUAAAAAGCAAAAAAGAUACACCACCAAAACUUCUACAUGUAUGCCUGGAAAUGCCAUUACAAUGCUCAUUUUUCAGAUAAACAGGAUUAAUUUAAGUCAAAUCUCAAAAAUUUAGGUCGGUCGGAUGACGCUAAAUGGAGGGAAAAAGGAGGAUGGCCUGAUAUGCAUUCAAAAUAUUUCUCUUCUGUUUCUUAAAUCGCUGUUGGCCAGUUAAUGUUUCAUAACAAGUCAGUGCUGACCAAAUUUUGAAAGAUUAUCGUACACUUUUAUUGUUCAGCAACUUUUCUGUUGUGUCAAUUAUCAGUCACUAGAACAAUUUUGAACAAUAAUGCAUGUAUAUUACCCUUAGUAUCUCACAAAGACAGUGUUGCAGCAGUUGAGCUGUUUUGGCGGGGCAGAGUAAAAAGGUGGAAGAUUUAAAAUGCUUAGUGAAAACCAAAACGCCAAAUUACUGACUUAAAAGUGAAACUGCUCAAAGAAUAUUGACUGGCUUUUAAAGAAUUUCUACAGUAAAAAGCAUUCAUUUGUGCUCCAAAGCUGCUUUGUAGCGGCAAGGCUUUUACUACGAUUUCAAGUUCCCGGGUAUAUACAAUCAGUUGGCAGGAAAUUGAACAUCUGGGAAUUUCUUUUGGAAGUUGAAAGUGCCCAGGGGUCAUGCCCAUAAUAACCAGGGGAAAUCCCUGGCCGCCACCCCUUAGCGACAGCCUUGAGCUGGCAAAUUUUUCGAAGAAAUGCUAUGCAGAGAUUAUGAGCUUGAAAGUAUUUUGAAUGAAUAAUAAAUUUAUUGAAUUCUUCAUUCAUGUCAUAUUAAGAAUGCAGUCUGAUCUCAGAGGGUAUAACACCCCUGUACUGUAUUAACUCUUCAUUGAUCUUCAUAAUUCUUCAAAUCUUAUGAAUGUCAAAUUCAAUGGAAUAGAUAAGAAAAAGACAUAAUUUAAUGAGGAUUGACACUAAAUAGCCAGAGCUAAUAAACUUGUGGCCCUCUUAAAUAAAUAAUAAAUAAAUAAAUGAGGUAAACAGUUAAAUGGGUAAUACUAAAGCCGCUAGAUAUAAAAUACAAAAUAACAAACUAAAUAAUCUAAAUACUAUAGAUACUACUAAACUAUAUAAAAUACAAGAUAUAGCUGUAUAAUGUUGUCUGAACUAAUCAAUCAACUUAAAUAAGUAUAAUUAUUAUAAUUUAUUUCAAUUGUCAAUUAUUAUUAUAGAGACCCAUAGGCCAAGUUACUGUUGAUAGUAGAGGUGUAGACCUUCCAUACUUUGCAGGAGUUUUUUCAGUUAGUUUUCGGUAAUUUUCUGAUUGGUGUUUGCCUCCAAAUGGAAUUUGAUUUUUGGGGAUGUAAUCCAAACAAAGUACCCAUAUUAGAGAACCCAGUGUCAAUGGGUCUUGUUGUUACAUGUACGCUUGGCAAAAUUAAUGAAGGCUCAUUUUCUAAAACAUUGUAACACUUUUUAUGUUGCAGGGCGUUCAUGAUGACCAAAACAGUAGAAACUAUAGAAAACUGGAACAUUUAAUCUCCUAUGUUGUUCAGCCUUACCUGAGUUCAAUAGGAUUGAGAUCAAAGCCUUCCAAACCAACCGUGGAAGCUAAAGUGAGUGAAAGUAGUGAAGAAACAACUAGUGCUAGUAGCACUAAAGACAAUGUGACACCCUCCAGUCGAAAGUCUCGACCUUUAAGUGAGAGUUCUCUAGAACUUCAGUCAAAAUACUCGGCUGAUAGACUUCAUGAGACUGCAAUUCAAGCAAGAAAGACCAGGCAUUUUACCUUUGAUGAAGGUGUAAGUGAAUCAAGUGGCAGCUCUGUGUUUGCGUCCAGCUCAUCCACUGUUGUUUAGAUGUACUAUCAAAUCAGCUGGCAUUUCUCCACCUUCCAAAAACACAGCCAACCUCACAAUUGCAUUUUUAGCUGUCGUGAAUCAUAGCUAUGAUCACAACAAUGAACUCUGAAACACAAAAACAUGCAAAAUCCACCAAGACACAUCUAAUUGAUGGCAGCCAAAAAUGCAAACUUUUAAAAUUGGCAUUUAAACUUUAACCUGAGAUCAGGCUCUAUUUUGGUUUUGCUUUGAAAAUUACAUUCCGGCGGGCAUGGCGAAACUUUUAGCGCUGGCCGUUAGAGAGAAUGUAUGAGAACCGC
Molecule: messenger RNA, 3832 nt
Organism: Porites lobata
Lineage: Eukaryota; Metazoa; Cnidaria; Anthozoa; Scleractinia; Poritidae
Source: the annotation of a GenBank genome assembly